Acomys russatus (golden spiny mouse) is the source of this 1547-nucleotide messenger RNA. It is a transcript of the gene Esm1, whose product is annotated as endothelial cell specific molecule 1. Gene Ontology annotation, cellular component: extracellular region. The record is from RefSeq and is a predicted model, not a curated record. The transcript has 3 exons. NCBI's taxonomy places the organism in Eukaryota, Metazoa, Chordata, Mammalia, Rodentia, Muridae. Bases 654 to 1208 code for a protein of 184 amino acids.
UAUCCAAAUAUUUUCUUUCUUCUAAGACUUGAGAAAGCACAGUAUAGCCAUUUCUUCUUCCAAAUGACCUCAUAGCUAUUUGUUGAGGGGAAAUACUAAAUGCUAUUAUAUUAUUGCUGUUGUCAUUGUCAUCAUCAUCAUCAUCAUUAUUUGAUAGAUGCUUCUUCUGGCUUGAUUCGUGUCUGUAUUGGUCUCGUCAGGACUAAGGGACCCUAAGACAAAGCUACAUCCUAAGUAUUAUGUCGGUGUCAGAGCAAUUCCUGUGCAGAAGGGGGCUAUGCAACUUUCUUUAUUCCCCCUUCUCAGAUGUCCUUGAGUCCUUGAGACGGAUGUGAGCGGAGGUUUUCAGCCCUCAUGCAAAACAACCAUCUAAACAUAACAGAUGACAUCAGCGUGGGCUUUUCAAUUCCUGGAUGGCAGUGGCGUGUUAAUCCAGCCUUCAUCCUGGAUUUCAUAAACUAAAACAAGAGAGGCUGGCAGGAGCACAGCGCUGCCGCUGCCUUGAGGAAAUUGAUGACGGGGAAGCAUGCGGGCAACGCAGUGUAUAAAACCCAUAAACGUGUAGGCAGAAGCUCAGCUACUACUUUGGACGGCUGCUUCCAGCCGGCAAAGACGACGGCGGCAGGGGGCUGAGCCUGAGGCAGCUGGGAGAUAUGAAGAACCUCUUGCUGCUGACCACACUCCUGGUACCUCUGCACCUGGGCAUGGCCUGGAGCGCCAAGUACGCGGUGGAUUGCCCGGAGCAUUGCGACAAUACCGAGUGCAGAAGCAGCCUGCGGUGCAAGAGGACCGUGCUGGAUGACUGUGGCUGCUGCCAGGUGUGUGCCGCGGGGCCCGGAGAAACCUGCUACCGAACAGUCUCAGGCAUGGAUGGUGUCAAGUGUGGUCCUGGGCUAAAGUGUCACUUUUACAGCGAGGAGGAUGACUUUGGUGACGAGUUUGGUAUCUGCAAAGACUGUCCGUUUGGCACCUUCGGGAUGGACUGCAAGGAGACUUGCAAUUGCCAGUCGGGCAUAUGUAACAGGGUGACUGGGAGAUGCCUGCAGUUUCCUUUCUUCCAGUACGAGGCAGCCAAGUCGCCCAGCAGGACCUCAGCCUCCCACACAGAGCGUGACACGGCAUCUGGAGAUGGCAACGCUGUGAGAGAAGAGAUCGCUGAAGGCCAUGCUGCUCGCCCCUCUGUAAUGAAAUGGUUAAAUCCACGCUGACCCUGGCUGAAAUUUGCCAAGAGAAGGCUCCACUUUUGUCACCAACACUCCAGUGAACAAUUUAAGAACCGUCUAGAACAUAGACUAUGGACAUGUAAUUUAUGGAGAUCGAGUGUGAUUCAGAGUGGAUUCAGAAAACAAAAUAGGUUACAUACAACCCAUAAAAUACAUAUGACUGAACACUUUUAGAUACCUGUUAAAUAUUUAAAUGCAUAUAAAUCUGUUAAAUUUAUGUGUGUCUGGAAUCACGAAGGAACUAUAUGUGCAACUGAGAUGGAUGGUCUUACGGUCCAUGAGCAAUUCCGUCCAAGCUGAAGAAACUGUGGGUUCUUUGACUUG